GUGGCUCGCAGUGCAUGAUGGGCCAUGUACCGGUGGAGCUCUCCACUGCGGCCAAUCGACUGAUUUCCUCCCGGGUUUCACCGACAUUCCUGGGAUGUUGAGGACGGGAAAACACGGCUGCUGUACUCCAGAAAACAGCUAGCCUGAGGGCCCCGUGCCCAGGCCAUGGCCUCCAGUCGCAGCUCUCCUUCAGGGCCUCGGCGCGGUGCAGGAAUUUUCCACAAAGAGCGGGACGAUCCGCGGCUCAGGGUCCGCUCUCUGCCUGAUGUCUGCCCCAAGGAGCCCACAGGUCAGGGUCGUGGCCUGUGUGGCGGUCCGUCUGUGGUAGCGGAGCAUGAACCCUGGACAGUUUACAGUUCUAAGGUCAAUCUCCCUGCUGCUCUGAACGACCCUCGACUCGCCAAACGAGAGUCUGACUUCUUCACUAAAACAUGGGGCCUGGACUUCACUGAGACCGAGGUGGCUCAGUGCAGCCACCUGCCUUCCAUCACCAGAGAUGAUUUCAGCCACUACCUGCAGGAGACCGCACAGAGGGAGCGCAUUCACGAACGCUGCAAGGCGAUCUGCCCCAACAAAGACGUGGACUCGGUCUCCAGUGUCAACAUCAACCACGAUAAAACUAGAUCUGAGCUCGAACAAGUCCCAAAGAUCUUCAUGAAGCCUGAUUUUGCCCUGGAGGACCCCAGCACAUUUAACGCAGUUCUGCCCUGGUCUCAUUUUAACAACGCUGGAGGAAAAAGUAGCAGAGAUGUGGCUUCUUCAAAACUACUGCAGGAAAAACUGAGCCACUACCUGGAUGUGGUGGAGGUGAGCAUUGCGCGUCAGAUCUCCCUCCGCUCCGAUGCCUUUUUUCACGCCAUGUCGUCUCAACACGAGCUGCAGGACCGGCUCCAGAACACACAGAGAGCCGUGUCCGUCCUGAGGCAGCGUACAGCAGACAUCGACCGCGUCAUGUGCCGGGGCCCACUGAGCGCUCUCCGAUCUGCGCUCACACGGAACAACUGUGUCAAACUGCACAACAAACUCAAGCUGAUGGCCGCAGUGCAUCAGACCCAGCCCACUGUGCAGUUACUCCUGUCCACCUCUGAGUUUGUGGGGGCGCUAGAGCUCAUCGCUACGACCAAAGAGGUGCUACAACAGGAGCUGCAGGGAAUACACAGCUUCAGACACCUGGGCUCUCAGCUGUGUGAGCUGGAGAAGCUCAUUGACAAAAUGAUGGUGGAGGAUUUCAGUAUUUACGCUCGUAGUGAUCUGAAUCGAAACCUGAGGGAUGAGCCACAGGUCCUUGAGAAGGAGCGUCUGGAAUCGCUGGUCUUUGGGUUGCUGCGUCAGAGGAAGCUGGACUUUCUGGACAUUUACAAUGAAGAGAUGAUUUCAGCAGCAAAAGCCAUCGUCAACCAGUGUGUGGCUGACUGUGUUUUACAAAUAGAAGAAAUUGACACUGAAGUUGUUACCAAGCUGGCCGAUCAGAUGCGAGUGAUGAUGUUUCCUCAGUGGUUCGAUUUGUUGAAGAACGUCUUUGAGUGUUUCCUUCUAUUUCUACAAAGGAUCAAGUCGACUCUGAGCGUGAUCCGCAAAGUGGUCCUGGAGGCGUUGGAUUCUCAUCAGAAGCACCAGGCUCUGGAAGUCACUGUGUCCAACCCCAGUGAAGUUUCCCAAAAUGCUUUGCAGCUCCAGGGCGUGGCGGAGCUGGCCUACCUCACACAUGAAGGCCUGUUUAUCAGUGACGCUCUGAAUGAGGCAAAACAUACAGAGCAGAGCGCUGCACAGGAGAGAGAGAGCAGGCAGCAGGAUGCAGCGCAGACUGCAGGGGGCGCUAACAACCUAUCUGCUGAGAACAUGAUGCCAUCUGAGCUGGAGUUAAACAGAGUCCUGAACAACCUGCAGGAGGCGCUGUUUUCUGCAUCUGACGUCAGCCAUGACCGCUGCGUCAAACUGCUCACCGCCAGGGCCAAGGACGGUUCACUGGAGCGUCUCUCCUCUGCAGAGUUUGUGUGUCUGUCUCGGGCCGUGGAGCAGUUUGUCAGAGACACAGAGGAGCUGAGCGGCAGGCGCAGUGUCAGCCUGAGGGGGGCGCUGCAGACCCAGGCCAACCGCUUCGUCCAUCGCUUCCAUGAAGAGCGCAAAACCAAACUUGGUUUGCUGCUGGACAACGAGCGGUGGAAACAGGCUGAAGUUCCGGCUGAAUUUCAGGAUCUGGUGAACUCCAUCGGAGACGGACGCAUCUCUCUCCCAGAGCGGAAACUCUCAGGUCCAGAUGACAAGAAACCCACUGAGUUCCUCCUGGUGAAUGGACAGAAGUAUGCUGUGGUUGGGACUGUUCUGCUGCUGAUCCGGAUGUUCCUGGAGUACUGUCAGUGUGUGAACGACAUCCCGUCCAUCUCCACAGACAUGCUCACCAGACUGUCCGACCUGCUCAAGCACUUCAACUCUCGCAGCUGCCAGCUGGUCCUGGGAGCCGGGGCUUUGCAGGUCGUGGGCCUCAAAACCAUCACUACAAAAAACCUAGCGUUGGCGUCUCGGUGUCUGCAGCUGGUGGUACACUACAUUCCUCUGAUCAGAGCUCAUUUCGAGACAAAACUUCAGCCCAAACAGUUCAGUGUCCUGCGCCACUUCGACCACAUCACUAAGGACUACAACGACCACAUCGCUGAGAUUUCUGCCAAACUCGUGGCCAUCAUGGACAGCCUGUUUGAGAAGGUUUUAUCAAAGUAUGAAGUGAAGGCCCCGAUGCCCUCCGCCUGCUUCAGAAAUGUGUGCAAACAAAUGGCCAAGAUGCAUGAAGCCAUCUCUGACCUUCUGCCAGAGGAGCAGACUCAGAUGCUGUUUCUGAGGAUUAACGCAAGUUUUAAAAUGCACUUGAAGCGUCAGCUGUCUCGACUCGGAGUCAUCAACGACGGAGGACCUCAGCACGGGUUGGUGGUGGUGGACGUUGCGUUUUACACUGAAAACAUCCAGGUUCUAAAAAGCCUAGAGCGACUUGACCUCAACAUGGCUGAAAUCUGGGAGCAGAAAAGGUGAUGGCAGAGAAAGCUGUAAAGAGGGACGGGAACAGAAAGACUAAAUUAAACGACAAACCAACGGGUGAAAUGUGGCACCAGCGAGCCACUCAACGCUGCUAGAUGUCCACUACGGCAAGCAAAAGGGACCAAAACUCAAUGAAGAAAUGCGUGUGGCUCCACCUUAAAAAACUCUCCACAAACAGCCUUCUCUCCUCACUGUGUGCAAUCAACAGUACGUUAUUUAAGGCGGUGCUGUGAAGAUUAUGUGCAAAAAAUAGUAAUGGUUAUAAUUUAUUUUUCUCAAAAGUUGUCUUGCUUCAGGGUCGAGGCGCACAGGAAUCAAACUAUGGAUGAUAGCUAAAAACACUGUUUGGUUUUUAACGCCAAGAUGAUUUUUUUACUCUUUACAUAAACCUGUGAGUAAUGACAUGGACAGACUGGGCUGAAAUUAAAGAUUUAUGGGUAAAAUGUUGAAAUAAAACAAGACUGGAAA
Messenger RNA from Periophthalmus magnuspinnatus, 3495 nucleotides. RefSeq names its product VPS54 subunit of GARP complex (gene vps54). Gene Ontology annotation, cellular component: GARP complex. The coding region runs from base 166 to 3021 and encodes 951 amino acids. NCBI's taxonomy places the organism in Eukaryota, Metazoa, Chordata, Actinopteri, Gobiiformes, Gobiidae. The record is from RefSeq and is a predicted model, not a curated record. The transcript has 23 exons. Gene Ontology annotation, biological process: Golgi to vacuole transport; retrograde transport, endosome to Golgi. Gene Ontology annotation, molecular function: syntaxin binding.